AUGGUCAUAUUCGGAGGACUUGAAAUCCUUGCUGCGGGCUACGUGCUCAACGAGCUUGGCAAAGACGAAGACAAAGCAAAGCAGAAUGCAGAACGACGACGGCGUCGCCACCAUCAUCAUCAUCACCAAGACGACUCGGAAAUUCGACAUCGACCCCAGCGGCCUGCACAGCACUCUCUUGCGCCGCCGAGAACAGGUCCACCACGCCCUAACAGCGCACCACCUGUUCAACCACUGUAUCAACAACCGCCACCUCGCCCAGGACCGUGGCAAACCCCUCAUCAGGCUCAAUUUCAACAUCAUCAGCAGCCGCCAGUCCAACGACCACCAAAUACCCAGACAUGGCCUCAGCAGCCGCCGGCACGACCACCACAAUUUCAGACACCACCUCCGCCGUAUACGCAACAGCCACCACCGCCAGGACCGGGCCAUCUCCAGUCUCAGCCGACCAUGCACUACGACAUGAAGACCGGCAAGUGGCAGGCGGGAAUGCUUCCACCUGAGAUGCCUCGGGCCAACUCAAUGCCUGUGACAGGACAGACCCGUCCUCGCAGCACCAGUGCUCAGCCACCCCCUUCAGGCCUUCAACGAUCACGACGGGCGUACUCUUCAGGCUCGUGGUCAUCUUCCGAAGCAGACAGCAACAGCGACGACGAUGAUAUGGCGUACGGGGACCUGCCGGGAAAGAAGCAGUCCCAUGGGAGUCACGCUGCCGGGCUUGCAGUUCCAGUGUCGACACUGAACAGGGCUCCCAGCCACGAGAGGGAGAGGCCGGCACAGCUGCAACAGCACCCGCAGUAUCAGCAGCCGCAGGAGUUGCAUGGGCAAUCUAGGCAGAGUACGAAGCCUGUAGAGCAUGACUGGUACGCAGAUCAGAACCAGAGGAGACGGCAGCAGCAGCAAAGGGGACCAUUUGAGAUGGAGCAGCCGAUCAGAUAUGAGCUGCCUUAA
Messenger RNA from Cyphellophora attinorum, 951 nucleotides. RefSeq lists its product as uncharacterized. NCBI's taxonomy places the organism in Eukaryota, Fungi, Ascomycota, Eurotiomycetes, Chaetothyriales, Cyphellophoraceae. The transcript has a single exon. The record is from RefSeq and is a predicted model, not a curated record. The coding region runs from base 1 to 951 and encodes 316 amino acids.